AUGGCUCCCGACAUCGACACCCUCAUCCAAGAUGUUGUCCACGCAGCCAAGCUGCCCCCCAAGGCCCGCUCUACAAACAUCAAACCUACCGUCGCCAAUCUCACAACAGCCGCCUAUGAUUACGGCCUCCUCCCAGAUGCACUCUCUGACCUCAUCGACCUCGUUACCUCGUCCAACUUUCUCGAUCAGGCAAGUCUGAGUGCCAUUGUCAAGAAUCUCUACCCCGCCACCCGCGUCUCGCGUGACCUCGUCGUCCGCGUUGUUGCUUGCCUGGGCCAUGGCCGCCUCAAGGCUUCUCUAAAUAUUCAGGCUGCCCUCAUCAGGUGGCUGAUCCUCGUUUACCACUCUCUUGAGUCGCCCGGUGUUCUAUCACAAGCGUACCCCGUCCUCUUUUCCCUGCUGGACACGGCUGCUACACGCUUGAAUCUCUCGAGACAGACGGGCAACGACCCCUGCCUCGUUGGCUUAUUACGCGUCUUCAAAGACUACUACCCCGAGAUUAUCGUAGGAGAGGCAGUUCGUGGGAAGGCAUCUGCCUUCAAACACCCCGACCCUGCGUGGCGCUCACGCCUGGACGAGAUCCAGGAUGCGUACAUACAGCAGACACAGGACAUCGUGUCCCGGCCGCGAGAUGGCUUCCGUGUAAACAGACCGCUAAACCGCUCGAAAAGGAACAAAGUGACUUCGGUCACUCUGGAAGAAGUCGAGAAUGCUACCAGCCUAGCAAAGAGCCUGGAGAAAUUGGAACCACCAAAUCAACUUGUUGCAGUCCUGGCGGAUCCUGUUCUGCAGAAGCUUUUACUGCUGCGACCAAGCGACGAAGCCUACCGGAGAAUUGCUAACUGGCUGUAUGCAGUCCUCCACGAUGUCAUUGACGGAAGUGCAGAUGAGGAUACGCUGUGGGAGCUUCUCGAUGUAGUCGGGGAUUUUGUUGUACGGACCAAGGUGCUGCCACCCGUGCUACUCAACUUCUUUGCACGCUUCUUUGAGCUAUGGGAUGGGAGUGGACGCGCUGGUGUUAUCUUUGAUAUCCUAGCAUACACUCCCCUCCAGAAUUUUGGCGAGCUGUACCAGCACUUGUUCCAACCUUUCGAGACUGCCAUGUCAGCCUACAGCACAAAGUUCAACCGCGACUUCAUUAUACUCUAUACAAAUCUCCUCCACUACUGGACUGGGCUUCUGCAAGCAGGCGAAACGGUCCCUCAUGACGCCAGUAGCAUAGUAGGCGCCCUGGUACGCCAUGUCAAUAAUGUCGCCCUCACUCUCUGCCAGGCUCACCCAUCGGUAGAAUCUUCAUCUGCUGUGCUCGCAUUUUACGAGCAGUUUGUUCGCCUUGUCACAGACGAAAGAUUGAUGAACUUCAUCAGGAUAGAGCUACCGCCAGCAUCUCUCAUCUACACCCUCUUUUUUAGCAACAGCCUGGCCACAGUCUCACGCCUGUGCUAUGUCCUUGCCCGCUACAAGAGGGGAUUCGAGGCAGCCAUGGCCACCCGGGCCCAAUCGAACAAAAAGCCACAGAUAGACACCCAGACAUAUGACCGAGUAUACGUCAACCUCUACAAUGGCUUCCUGAUGGAUAUCUGCAACUGUCUGUGGCGGUCUCGCGCAUUCAGUGUGGCCGAGUCAAACGCACACGGGUGCCUGAUACCUCGACCAACGGUGGAUGCGCUGACUGCGUAUGUGACUUCUGUUGAACGGACCUUUGCGCUAGCAUCCCUCUUUGGCCUGUCGUACUCGCCUGUCAUUUGCCACCAGAGCAUCAAACGGGUGCGCGAGGCUGAAGACGAAGCGUUGGCUAACAGAGUGUCCCUGAGGACACGGCAUGCCGGCCCUGUAACGCAAGCUAGUCUGACCAGGCUAGCGAGCUCAGGCGGCAUUACGCUCUCGUGGUCCGAUUACCGCAUAGGCGUGCUGAACGGUCUUUCCGAGGAGGGGCUCCCAGGUAUCGCUGAGCUUCUCAAAUGUACAAUGACGGUGUUGAAGAAUACCAUGGAAGGAAGAAGAGGGUCAUCUCAAGUCUCACAAUGA
Messenger RNA from Geosmithia morbida, 2028 nucleotides. Its product is annotated as centromere protein I. Gene Ontology annotation, cellular component: cytosol; kinetochore; nuclear body. The coding region runs from base 1 to 2028 and encodes 675 amino acids. The transcript has 6 exons. The record is from RefSeq and is a predicted model, not a curated record. NCBI's taxonomy places the organism in Eukaryota, Fungi, Ascomycota, Sordariomycetes, Hypocreales, Bionectriaceae.